AAAUUGUAUGAACUUGUGGGGUGAAUAGGGCAAAACUAAUUUUCAAAAAAAAGGGAGGUUAGUUUUGUGUUUGACUUUAAGUUGUAGGUCAAUUUUGCAAAAAGCCCUAUAAACAAUUCUAAAUUUUAAAUUGAAAUUUAAUAAAAUUGAAUUGUUUUCGACAUAGAUGAGUGAAUAUAAAUUAUAAGUCAUGAAUUUAACUGGUUAGGAUUUGUAACAUAUGUUCAAGUAAUGUUAGUAUUUUUUAAAUUUGGAAUCUUAAAUAGUUUUUUUUUAAUAAAAAAUUGACAUUUACGUGUUUAAUUUUGCAUAUAUUAAACACUUUAUAAGUUAAUUUUAUGUUUAAUGAUGUGUUUAUUUCUAUCUAGUUAAAAUAUUUGAUUUAACGAUUAAAGGUAGAAGACUUCUUAAAAAGUAUGCUAAAUGCAUACUUCUUUAUAAGUCUUCUUCACAUGUAAAGAAAAUUUAAGGUUAUGAAACGUUUUGAGAAGUCUACUAAACUGUAAUCACUAGCAGAUUUUGUAAGAAGACUUAUACAACGAAAUUUCUUAGGCUCCGACUGGUGACCUUUUCAGGAACAUGAGGAACGAAUAGGAAAUGAACGUAUGAAAAUAAAAUUGCAGGAAUGAAAAGAAUAUGUGUUCCUUAUCAAAUUAACACGAGGAACGAAUAGGAAAGAAACAUAUGGGAAUAAAAUUGCAUGAAUGAAAAGAAAUGUUUGUUCCUUAUCAAAUUUAAUAAGGAAUGCUUUUAUUCUAUAUUUCUCUACAAAAAAGGAAUGGGGAGGAACAAGAAGGAAAAACUAUUCUUUGUGAAUGGUGAUUUUUUUUGGGAACGAUAAAGAAUUCAGUGUUCCCUUUCGUUCAUUGGUCAUCAUUCCAAGCCUUAAUUUGAUUGGAAUUUUGUCUCUUUAUAUAAAAAAAAAAACUCAUUUCCUAUUUUUUUUUUCAAAUGGCUAUAACAAAAAUGUAAUAUUUCUCCUUUUAAAACUCUUCAAUCCAUUUAAAUUGAAGAUACCAAACUUUUUAUCAACUUGAAUAUGUGUUGUAUAAGCUAAAAAUGAUAAUAUGACCAGUUAAUUACUAUAACUCACAGAAAAUAGUUGCUUAGGUGGCCAGGGCUUAACAGACCUAUACUUCUAUGUAUUGAAAUAGACUUUUGUUACAACUUACAACACAUGAUUACAAAUUUAAAAAAAAAAAAUGUUACUUGAAUAUGUGUUGUAUAAGCUAAAAAUGAUAAUAUGACAGUUAGUUACUUUAACUCACAGAAAAUAGUUGCCUAGGUGGCCAGUGCUUUUAACACACCUAAAUGUUUGAAAAAUCAAUCGAUAUAUUUUCUUAAUUAAGAAAAAGAAAUUAAAAACAACGAAUUGACUUCCCAAAAAUUACUGGCUUCAAGAAUCUGGUAAAAACUUUUUACUAUAUAAAUCAUCUCGAUCUAUCCAAAUUUUUUUACUAAAUCAUCUUUGCUUCACAACACAAUAAACAAAACUAUACACUUUGAAUUACACAUUCACGGUACUUAUGGCAGCUCAAGUGUUAAAUAAAACUUAUAGGGCAUUCAUGAUUUUAACUUUAUUUACAAUGAUUUGUUCGAUACAAGUUUCUGAUUCAAUGCCAAGAGAUGUGUGUAUAAAAGAUUGUAUCAUAAAUCAAUGCAUGAAAGCAUCAAAAAAAGCAACUCCAGCAAUUUGUGACAACCCGUGCAAGAUCAUUUGCGAUCCAAUGAAUAAUGAGCGAUACGUUACCCCUAGUCAAGGUUAUCGAAAUCCUGUAAAAAGGUUUUGUGAAACAUUUACUUGGAUAUGUCAGUAACUGGGAAAAUAUUUCUACAACAAAACUGGAAAACUAAGCGUGUAAUUUUUUUAAUGUAUAUUUAUAUGUUAUAUUAUUUGAGCGUGUGAUUUGUUUUUGAUGCAUAAGUUAUAUAUUUAUAUUUGUACCAUUUGAUAUUAAUAUUUUAUAUACCUAUUUUACAAUAAUAUUUCGUGUACCUACAUUCAUAUUUUAUAAAACAAAAAAAUAUUUAACAAUUUAAAUCAUGAUAAAAUUAAUACAAAAAAAAUAUUUAACUAUUCCUUGUGAAUGGUGAUUUUUUUUGGAACGAUAUGGAAUUCAGUGUUCACUUUCGUUCAUUGGUCACCAUUCAAAGCCUUAAUUUGAUUGGAAUUUUGUCUCUUUAUAUAAGAAAAUAAACUCAUUUCCUAUUUUUUUUCAAAUGGCUAUAACAAAAAUGUAAUAUUUCUCAUUUUAAAACUCUUCAAUCUAUUUAAACUUGAAGACACCAAACUUUAUAUCAACUUUUCAUCGUUUUGUCUCAUGUAUUUCUUACCACUUAUCUUACUUUUGUAUGUUUCUGAAUGUUAGAUUCAAAUAAAACAAUAGAUCCAACCUAAUGAGAUUUUAUCAAAAUAAUUUAUUUUAUAAUAAAAAAAUAAUUUUAAUAAUUAGAUUAAACAUAAAUAUUGUUAAUUUAUUAUUAUACAUUUAUUGUAUCUGAUCAUACGUAUUUCACAAAAACACCAAUUUCUAACUCUUAU
This is a messenger RNA of Brassica rapa (field mustard), 2542 nucleotides long. RefSeq lists its product as uncharacterized. The record is from RefSeq and is a predicted model, not a curated record. NCBI's taxonomy places the organism in Eukaryota, Viridiplantae, Streptophyta, Magnoliopsida, Brassicales, Brassicaceae.